Patiria miniata (bat star) is the source of this 3665-nucleotide messenger RNA. RefSeq names its product tigger transposable element-derived protein 4-like. The record is from RefSeq and is a predicted model, not a curated record. Bases 150 to 1763 code for a protein of 537 amino acids. Gene Ontology annotation, molecular function: DNA binding. Gene Ontology annotation, cellular component: nucleus. The transcript has a single exon. Lineage: Eukaryota; Metazoa; Echinodermata; Asteroidea; Valvatida; Asterinidae.
UUAUUGGCACGGCCCGUGAUCGCUGCAUCAGUGUUACGUUGCAGCCAAGCCACGUCUGAGCGUUGCGUGCACUUGGACAGAUCCCGGACCUCUCUUGGCCAGCACAUGCUUUGUUUCAUGUUUCAAGCCCUGUUCGUUCCGUCUGAAAAAUGGCUUCCAAUUCCUGUUCAAAGAAACGGAAACUGGAGACAAAAACAUACAAAGAAAAGUACAAGAUCGUGAAGUUUUGUGAAGCCAAUCCUAGGAUGAGAAAGGUGGAUCUGGCUCAGAAGUUUGGCCUUCCUCGAGGAACCUUGUAUGAUAUUUUGAAAAACAAGGACAAGAUCAUCGAAGCUGUGGAAAAACCUGAUGCCAGGAAGGGCGGUAUAAAGCGCGUCAAACAAUUAACUUACGAUGAUGUGAACUCUGCCCUUAUCGUGUGGUUUCGGCAGAAAACAAGUUUGCCGGAUAUUCGAAUCGACGGUGAAAUGUUGCUAGUGCAGGCACGGAAAUUCGCCGCUGACCUUGGCCAUGAGGAACCCGAGAAACUGAGCCCAAGUUGGAUCGAGCGAUUUAAGGCCCGCUGGGGAAUCGGCCGAGUCCACAAAGCAGGUGAAUCUGACGGUGUUGACAGGGCCGUUGUCACCGAUUGGAAGGAAGGCAAAUUGCAACAACUUCUAGAGAAAUACCAGCCAGAGGACAUUUAUAAUGCAGACGAAACUGGGCUCUUCUGGCAACUGCUCCCGGAGAACUCCCUUGGUUUCAAAGGGCAAUCUCACCACAGGAGAAAAGAGAUCAAAACUCGUAUUACACUUCUCGUAUGUGCCAAUAUGGAUGGCUCAGACAAGCUACCCUUGUAUGCCAUUGGCAAGAAUAAAAAACCACGCGCCUUCAAAAAUGUAUGUCAUUUGCCCAUCACCUACACUGCAAAUAAGAAGGCUUGGAUGACAUCACAUCUGUUCGACAAGUGGCUAAAAAAUCUUGAUGACCAGAUGGGAAGUCAAGGAAGGAAAAUCGCCAUGGUCGUUGAUAAUUGCCCUGCCCAUCCACAAAAAGAAUAUGAGAACAUCAAACUCGUAUUCCCGCCUCCAAACACCACAAGCUGCACCCAACCGAUGAAUGGUGGUGUGAUCAAGAACCUGAAGACCCACUACCGAAGGAUUCUUGCAGCGCAUCGCCUGGAAGCAGCGAGGAGAAAUUCUCCCUUCAAAUGGGACCUCCUUGAUGCACUCUUUGCUGUCAAGAAUGCUUGGGGUCAGGUCACCCAAGCUACAAUCGCAAACUGCUUCCGAGGAGUUGGCUUUGUAUGCCCUGAUGAGACAGGUCCGGCAGAAGCUCCAUCUGCCGAUGAUGCCCCGCAGCUGUUAAGUGAAGGGGACGCACGCCAGUUCCGCAACAUCUGGAACAGUCUGGCAGACAUCUUCGGCCAGGAUAGAAUCCCAUCUCUUGGGGACUAUGUUGAUAUCGAUGCAGAAUGCGGCGGCAACACCCAGGAACUCACUGAUGAGGACAUCGUCAAGUUUGUGACGUCUGGGAAUGUCACCUCGGAUAUGGAUGCGGAAGGUGCUAAAUCCAACGGAAGUGCCAAUGAGGUCCCUAGCGAGCCUGCACCGCCUCCUUCUAUCCAUGAGGCUUUCAAAGCUCUUGAUGUUAUCAGGCGCUUUGCUCUGUCAUCAGAAGUUCUCCCGGCCAGCCUGAUCGAUUUUGGCGACCGCGUGGAAACGUUCCUUGUGGCUGAGAUGCCCAAGAGAAUGAAACAGUCACAAAUCACUGAUUUCUUCUGAAUGGACAAUACGUAGAACUUUCCGAGGGCGAGUCAAUCACAUACAUGUACAUGUACAUAAUUUAUAUGUAGAAUCUCUCAUAUUUUAGGUAGGUUUAGACGAACAGUUUUCAAUUUAAUAGAGGCUUCCCAUUCAUAAUAUGAAUGUUUGAAUUUACAAAUGGUGGAGAUUGUGAAGUCAAAUUUACUAAUGUUAUCAGACUUUUCAACUUUGCCCACUUGCAAGAAAUUCAUCUGAAACUUUUUUGUGUAAUUUACGAAGUUCAAAAAAAGAAAGUAUAUCAAGGCAUAAAUGAAAACGAAGGAAAAAUAUUCCGGUGAUGAAUUUUUAUUUUAUAGCUGUUCAUAGUGCAGCAGAUAACUGUAAAAAUCUUUCAAAUGUGGAUACAAGUACCAAAAUCGACACAAAUACUCCUAAGGUAUAAACUCUUUUGAAAAAUCUCAUUAGCCACUUGAAUUUUAGAAAUGGCCGCCAUUUUCCAAGAUGGCCGCCAUUCCUGCAUAAACACCUACAUGUAUUUUACUACAAAAUUUUUUACCCACUUGACUGAUUUUGAUAGUUUUGCUACUGAAUCCUAUAUAUGUUUUGACGCUGGGGAAGUCAAAUUUACAACUCCACAACUUCUACAGAGCUUCUUUGUGCCAUUUCUAACAAAGAAUGUGAAAAUGUAUACAUAAAACGCCGGAUAAUUGGGCAGAGGAGAGGGGAAGAGAUGUACUCGGUGCUGCAACCUGGGGGUUUGUGUAGGUCAUGGCAGGGAGAUGAAGUGCAAGCCCAAGCCGUUUCAGUAGUGCCAUUGGAGUGGGUAUGCAGCCCAGACAACUAUCUCUUUGUCUUCAACAGCAAGUAACUGUUCCUGUCACUCCGAUCCCUGUUCCCACCAGCCCUGAAUCCGCUCCCCCUCAGUGGAAGAAUUUGGCUCUGACCACUGACAAGAGGAGCUGGUUGUCAAUGCCACAGGAUGUGUCAACCUCAGUCGGGUCUACUUCACCCCGGCCCAUAGUUGGCGUCGGUCACCCGAGCUGUUUAUGACAGGCGCAAACGGCAUUUCUAUAAAUGUUGCAGACGACGUACAAGAUCUAUUGCUCCGAAAUUGUAGCCGUUCAUCCAGGUUUCCAGGACGGUUCUUCAAUUUCCGAUUUCUCCCCCCCCCCCCCAGCCACCGAACACUCCUACUGUCAUGGGGUCUUGCAAGCUCUCGCCCAGCCUCCUUUUGAACCUCUCGACCACGCUACUCUUAUGAAUGUUGCCUUGAAAACUGCCUUCCUCCUGAUGGCAGAUACAGCCCGCCGCCACAGCUCAUCACAUGAGUGAAUUCCAUGCCCUGACCAUAAGUCAAGGACAUUUGCAUUUGGAGCCCCCAUUGCUCUUUCCUCAAGAAGAACUAGUUUGUGAUGUUCUCCCCGCCUUACAUCUUCGUCCCUGACUUGAAAUCCUUCUACUCUGUCCCGGAGGACAAGCACUGGUGUCCUGUCCUGACCUGACCCUCAAGUGGUAGGCCUGCCUUCAUUGGACUUCACCAAUCUGCGGUGACCAACAGGCUCUUUUUAUAACUACGGUUUCACCGCCUCGUCCAGCAUCCCGCGAUAAUCACUCGCUGGGUCGUUACGGCAAUAUGACUCGCAUCCCCUGACUGGCCUAUCCUGAAGUACAAGCCCAAGAAGUUUGCUGCAUGGCGACCUCUUGGGGCGUUUUCAAAGGAGUGCCUCUAGCAGAUACCAUACUAGCGGCAUAUUGGAAAUCCUCCAACACCUUUGAUCACCUCUUAGUAUCUCAAGAAUGUGCUGAAAGGCGACAGCAGAACCAGUCGUGCAGCCUAUACUGCCUCAGCGGUGUAUUCGGAUCCAGUUCCUCCUUCCCUGGUGCCCCACAGUACCAACCAGUGAUGGCUUAACCCAUUAU